GGUCAGUCCCCCUCCGCAGCCUCCCCGACAAACAAGGUCAGUCCCCCCGCGGCCCCCCGACAAACAAGUUGUGAUCCUACCGCUGAUAGAGCAAGAGAGUGGGCGUGUCCUGUGCGUCAUACUGAUGCAUUGCAGCACCUUGAAUGACUCCGAUGAGCACAACCUUCAUACAUUGGAGAAACAUAUGGUGGUGGCAUGCAAGCGGGUGUUGGCUGUCCAGAAGCUCCAGCCGUGGCCCCAAGUCAGCCUGUCGACUGGUUCCUCGGAGAAAUCACUAACCAAACCUGAACCCGAGCCCAGCGAAAGCUACGAUGAGCUGGAUCGCAAGAUCCUCCAGUUAUGUGGGGAGCUGUAUGACCUGGAUGCGGCAUCGCUGCAAAUUAAAGUUCUUCAUUAUCUGGAACAGCAGACCCAGUCCCCGUGCUGCUGCCUCCUCCUUGUGUCCGAAGAGAGUCACCAACUGUUCUGCCAGGUAGUCGGAGAGAAAGUACUUGAGGAAGAAAUCAGCUUCCCGCUGACAUUCGGACAUCUGGGCCAAGUGGUGGACAAGAAGAAGUCGAUCACGCUGCAUGACAUCAGUUCGGAAGAGCACAAGCAGCUGAACAACAUGUUGGGUUUCGAGGUUCGCUCCAUGCUGUGUGUUCCGGUGAUCUGUCGGGCGACGUCGCAGGUGGUGGCACUGGCCUGCGCGUUCAACAAACAAGGAGGAAACUACACAGAGGUAGAUGAGCACAUCAUCCAACAUUGCUUCUGCUACACGUCCACCGUCCUCACCAGCACCCUGGCCUUCCAGAAGGAGCAGAAACUAAAGUGCGAAUGUCAGGCCCUUUUGCAAGUUGCCAAAAAUCUCUUCACACACUUGGAUGAUGUGUCUGUCCUGCUCCAGGAGAUCAUCACAGAAGCCAGGAACCUCAGCAACGCAGAGAUAUGCUCGGUGUUCCUGCUGGAGAGAAACACUCAUGAACUGGUAGCCAAAGUGUUCGAUGGAGGAGUCAUUCCCCCCCCUAGAUGAUGAGAGCUACGAGAUCCGGAUCCCGGCAGAUCAGGGGAUCGCAGGACAUGUGGCCACCACCGGGCAGAUCCUCAACAUCAAAGAUGCCUAUUCCCAUCCUCUCUUCUACCGCGGUUAGUGGAUGACAGCACCGGCUUCAGGACCCGAAAUAUAUCCUGUGUUUCCCUAUUAAGAAUGAGAACAAUGAGGUCAUCGGUGUGGCAGAACUGGUCAACAAAAUUAACGGGCCAGGAUUCACCAAGUUUGAUGAAGAUCUGGCCACGGCAUUUUCCAUAUACUGCGGGAAUCAGCAUUGCUCACCUCCUUGCUGUACAAGCAAGUGCAUGAGGCGCAGUUCAGGAGUCACCUGGCCAAUGAGAUGAUGAUGUAUCACAUGAAGGUGUGCGAGGAGGAAACAAAGAAGUUACAGAGUAAAGGGAUCCUGCGCACCUCCCAGAUCGAUCCAAGCUUCUCACAGUUCUGCUACACCCCCCGAUCGCUCCCCGAGGACGACACUAUUAUGGCUAUCCUCAGUAUGUUUGAGGACAUGAGCUUCCUCAAUAACUACAAGAUAGACCGGACGACCCUGGUCAGGUUUUGCCUUAUGGUGAAGAAGGGGUACAGGGACCCCCCGUAUCACAACUGGAUGCACGCCUUCUCUGUCACCCACUUCUGCUAUCUCCUCUACAAGAACCUGGAGCUGGUCAACUACCUGGAGGAUAUUGAAAUCUUUGCCUUGUUUGUAUCCUGUAUGUGCCAUGACCUGGACCACCGGGGGACCAACAACUCCUUCCAAGUGGCCUCCAAGUCCGUCCUGGCUGCUCUCUACAGCUCGGAGGGCUCCGUGAUGGAGAGGCACCACUUCGCUCAGGCCAUCGCCAUCCUCAACUCACAGGGCUGCAACAUCUUCGAACAGUUCAACAGGAAGGAUUACCAGAGGAUGCUGGAUCUGAUGAGGGACAUCAUACUGGCCACCGACCUGGCACACCACCUACGAAUCUUCAAGGAACUCCAGAAAAUGGCAAGAGACGGAUACGACCCCAAAAACAAGCACCACCACAACCUCCUGAUCUGCCUCCUCAUGACCUCCUGUGACCUCUCUGAUCAAACCAAAGGCUGGACCACCACCAGAAAGAUCGCGGAGCUGAUCUACAAAGAAUUCUUUUCUCAGGGAGACCUGGAGAAAGCCAUGGGGAACCGACCCAGUGAGAUGAUGGACCGCGAGAAGGCCUACAUCCCGGAGCUCCAGAUCAGCUUCAUGGAACACAUCGCCAUGCCCAUCUACAAGUUGUUGAAAGAGCUGUUCCCUCUUUCGUCUGAGCUCUACGAAAUCGUGGCGGCCAACCGCGUCAAGUGGAUGCGGGUGUCGAACAAGUUCACCAUCAGGGGCCUGCCCAGUAACAACUCGCUGGACUUUUUGGACGAGGAGUACGACAUCCAGGAGAGCAUGGACGACGACUAUAAGAUGAACGGCUGCACCGACACCAAGGGACUCAACGGCUCGGUGACUGACGAAUAG
This is a messenger RNA of Staurois parvus, 2510 nucleotides long. The record is from the annotation of a GenBank genome assembly. NCBI's taxonomy places the organism in Eukaryota, Metazoa, Chordata, Amphibia, Anura, Ranidae.